This is a messenger RNA of Ananas comosus (pineapple), 841 nucleotides long. Its product is annotated as putative 4-hydroxy-4-methyl-2-oxoglutarate aldolase 2. Lineage: Eukaryota; Viridiplantae; Streptophyta; Magnoliopsida; Poales; Bromeliaceae. The coding region runs from base 170 to 676 and encodes 168 amino acids. The transcript has 2 exons. Gene Ontology annotation, molecular function: ribonuclease inhibitor activity. The record is from RefSeq and is a predicted model, not a curated record. Gene Ontology annotation, biological process: regulation of RNA metabolic process.
GUUCGAUACGAUGCCUUCACUUCUCUCCUCUUCUUCUUCUUCUUCUUCUUCUUCCACUUCGAUUCUAUUCCUCUUCAUCGCACGCGACAUCGUCUCCACCCCCUAAAUCUCUCAUCCUCCUCUCUCGCCGUUCUCUUCUUCGUGGAUCGGAAUCGAGGUAACUAUUUUGAUGGCUGCUCUACCUCUCGCGACGGCCGAAGCAUGUGAUGCAAACCCACACCUAAUACUAACCGGCGAGGUCCGUGCCCUCCAGCCGAUCUUCCAAAUAUAUGGUCGGCGGCAAGUUUUUGCGGGCCCCAUUGUGACCCUAAAGGUCUUUGAGGACAACGUCCUUAUUCGCGAAUUCCUUGAAGAAAAAGGCCACGGCCGUGUUCUAGUCGUCGACGGGGGCGGGAGCAUGCGGUGUGCCAUACUGGGCGGCAACCCGGUUCAACAGGCGCAGAAUAAUGGGUGGGCCGGCAUCGUGGUGAACGGCUGCAUCAGGGACGUCGACGAGAUCAACGGCUGUGAUAUCGGGGUGAGAGCUUUGGGUUCGCAUCCUAUGAAGGCUAACAAGAAGGGGAUUGGCGAGAAGCAUGUCCCUGUGAGCAUUGCAGGUACAAGGAUUUGUGAUGGUGAGUGGCUUUAUGCCGAUACUGACGGGAUUCUGAUCUCGAGGACGGAGUUAACUAUUUAGGGCCUCUUUUCGUGUUUGUACCGAUGCUAUCAUUGCAUACAGAAAAUGUAUGCAAACUUUUAUGUUGUAUUAUUGUACUUGUUCUGUAAGUUCUGGACCUUUUUUACAAAUAAACUUCAAAAUUAGCAUCUUCUUCCUGUGGGAUUAUAUCUGAAAGAUGCUCUA